This is a messenger RNA of Triticum turgidum subsp. durum (durum wheat), 483 nucleotides long. The record is from the annotation of a GenBank genome assembly. NCBI's taxonomy places the organism in Eukaryota, Viridiplantae, Streptophyta, Magnoliopsida, Poales, Poaceae.
AUGGCGGCGGUUCGGUGCGCGGCGAGGAGGCUCGGUGGCUCCCUGCUCCAGCGGACGCAGGCGGCGGUCGCGGAGGAGGGACGCCUGCUCGCGCCAAGCAGGCUCAUGCGCUCCCGCCAGCUCUCCGGCCAGGUCUCCGGCGAGCGAUCGCAGGUGCCGGAGCGACUCCUCCUUGAGACAGGCCAGAUCAUGCGCUACCGCCAGCUCGCAAGCGAGAUAUCCAAGAGACUAGAGGAGCCGUCUGCCUUGGAAUCUGAGGUCCAGUGCAGGAUGGAGGAGCUUUUGGCCUCGUGGCGUAAGUUGGGGGAGCUUCACAAGGAAGCAGCACCAGAUGCCUUUGAGUUGUAUGUGAAGGCCUAUGGAAAUGCGUUUAAGGCUAUGGUCGGUGGAGCUGCCAGGGCGUUGUUUUGCUUCAGUCUGAUUACUUCUCUUAUCUUUGAGUUGUUUGGCUGCUACCAAGGAAAACCAGAGAAGACAAGAUAA